GUUCAGUGCGUAUGCGCACUGAUAGCGGCCCUAUUUAAACCAGUACACCCCCUUGUUCUGCAGCAGUGACGCAUUUGAGGACAGGGGUGUAUUCCGUGCUGUCUCUCUAGUCCUUAGCGCUGAAUUACAACACAAGCUGUCAAUAUCGAAAUUAUAAGAUGUGAAACCUCAGCUAAUGACUUUGGUGACUACACGGAGACGACACAUUUUAUUCCUGCUGAUCGGGAGCUUCUUUCUACCAGGAAAUAUCACGAAUGUGAGGCAUAAACCCACGUAAGCUUAUCGAUUUACAAGUGAGACUUUGGAGGGUCAGAGACAAAUGUCCGUGAUCCGGUGUGUUGUCAGGUUGAAAAGGUCGCAGUAACCUGCAUGGGGAAUCAAAGAAAACAAGGCUAACGACUGACAGACAUCUCUUACAUUGCUACUCGGUGGACAACUUAUCACAAUGCCUGGUUUAUUUUUCGUGUCAGAUAUUCAUGUAUUUACUUUGGGAUAUCCAUCUCCGCUAACAAGGAAGAUUCUACUAGUCCAGACGACAUUUGUCCUGCUAAUGGCUAUUAACCAAGUGUCAGCAGCUGACAGCAGUGACAGUUUGACCACCAGACGCCGUUACAAUACUGUAGGUCACGCGACAGUGGGAACCAGCACCAUCGCUUAUCCAAAAUGUCAAAUACACAGAGAAUAUCUCAAGAGAAUGAGGAACGGGAGUGUGGAAUGCGUUAGUUGUGAUCACCAUUGUGUUCCGGGUUGGGGCAUUGCUCUGUGGUGCCAGGGGUUCAUGAACACAGUGUGUCAACAGUGUGUGGACGGCGUUACUUUCUCUUACCAAGGAGGAGCUAAGACUGAGAGAGUGUGCAGAAAAUGCAACACGUGUCAAAAUGGGAAUGUGAUCCGAAACUGCACAAAGUUUGAAGAUGCAAAGUGCAGUAGAACCAACAAAAAUAUGACGGAUGUAGAUCACAGACAUCACCACACUGUAAUACUGUGGACCACGCUCUCCAGCACCUUGUUACUUGUCUUUGUUAUCAUGAUAGUUUUAGUCGUAUACGUUAUGAAAAGGAAUAAAAUGUUUUCAAAACUGGUCACCAAGAAUUUACACAUAUCGUUUAAAAGACUGAACAACAUGGAUUCGUCUCAACUAUUACACCCGGAUGGAAAUGAUUCUCAGAGUGAACAGCAAAUUAACGCGUAGACAGCGCCACACGGCAGUGCGAUUAUCACAUGGUUCACUUUGACUUCAUUGAUCCAGUGCGAUUUUUUUCGUGUAGAAAGAAAGUGCCUGGUACGAGUAAACCCCUCACAUUCCUGGGUUUCUUGCCCUUUUAUCUAAUUCGUUCCCGACACUACAUGGGUGCUAGAUGUUUGUGUCAAUACUAAAGGUCCCAGUCUUAUACAUCUCUUUAAUUGGCAUCAUUAAACACGAUGGAUAUACCUCUAGAAGA
Messenger RNA from Lingula anatina, 1442 nucleotides. RefSeq lists its product as uncharacterized. The record is from RefSeq and is a predicted model, not a curated record. Lineage: Eukaryota; Metazoa; Brachiopoda; Lingulata; Lingulida; Lingulidae. Gene Ontology annotation, molecular function: protein binding.